AUGCUUAUACCCCAUAGAACAACACAAACAUGCGGUGCUGGACAUUGUAAGUUGCCUUAAAAAGUAGCUCAAUGGGGUUUGUGUGUGUUCAGAGGCAGUAGGAUUGAAUAUCGACCAGCUGGAGUAAGGCUUGGCUGUUAAAAAAUUGAGUUUUUGGCCAAAAACGCUUUGAAAGCCUCUAAAAUUUGAUGAUUUAGAAAAAUCUGAUUGUAUAGAAUUUUGUAAUGGAGAGAGCAACCCAAAAAAUAUUUUGUAGCAUCUAGAAGGUCUAUAGAACCGAAAAAUAUCCGUAGUUUUUGAUCUCCAUGGUUCAAGUUUUCAUUAGGCCCACUUCUUUAUAUUGCACUAGACAAGAACUCACUAAAAUAAUGAAAACUUGAUUUUUCGUCCCAGAAAGGGCUGAAUAGUGGACAAUACUUUAUAUCAAAUAAAUUGUGAGGCUCCAAAGUCACUUUUGGCUAAAAACCACCUCCAUAUAACGAACUUUUUCUAUAACAAACAAGUAUUUUUUCUUUUCAGUUUGUAAUCUCGUGAUAACAAGACCACCCAAAAGAAUUGCGAAUUGCUAAUCCCUGACUGCUUAUAGCCUUUCUUUUUCGUUAAAGAUUAGUAAGUCUAGUUUUUGACGGGUUUCUCUUGUCUCAAGGACCCCGAAAUGUCAUGUUACUUCGAGAGGAAACGUGACAGCUAGCUUUUUUGGGAAGAAAAAAGUGAUUUUUUACCAGAAAACUAUGUUCUGACAAAAAAAGUAAAAGAUACAGCAAAAUUAACCGUUCGAAUCUAAUUUUUUCAGCCCGAAUCAAGGUCUAUUUGCCCGAAGAUCCCCUUCCCUGUGCUUCGGAUGUGCUUCCAUUAAAGGCGCCCUUAACUGAUGAUAAGGUUUAUGGGCCUGACGAGCCCAUUGAAGAGGCCAAAUUCUACGAUCUGGUCAACAAACUCUUUGUAAGUUUUUCAAAAAUAUGGACAUCAAGACUUCAAAAUUCAAAAAAAAUUGUUCAAUUUUAGAAUUGAAAUUUUGUUUUCUUUUCCACGCGAUUUAUUUACAUUCUAAUUUUUCUAAAAUUCCACUAAACAUCCGUUUAUUCCAUAUACCGUGUUGCCAUGACAAAACUCCUGUGGGCAUUUGCAUUUUGAUAAAUUAUUCGUCGGCUUAUCUGGCUACUUGUCACCAUCCUCGGCCAAAGAAUGAAUUUAAAAUUUAAGCUCGAAGUUUUAAAGUGAAAACAAAAAUUCGCUAUUCCAUUAAAAAACUUUUAAAAUUAAAGCCUAUUUUACAUUCGUUGUAGUUAAAAAAUUUUUUGAAGUUAUUUAAGAUUACUGUAUUUUUAAUUUUUCGCCUUUUUUAAAGUUUAUUUGUCAUCAAAUUUUGGGCGAGCUGCGCCCGGCCAGAAAUUUUUUAACUGCCAAAACAAAUAUUUUUUUGAUUCAAAAUGGCACUAAUAGAGCUAGUAUAAUAAUAUUAUUUUUUCAGUGCGCAGUCAAAACUCUGAACAGAUCAGCCAUCUUCUUCAACGUAGUUCAGCUGAUAUUAGUCUUCUCAAUACCACAUCUUAUACUCGCUUUAUUAUGUUUUGGAUGUGCAAGAGUGGCAAGGAGUCAUUGCAAGGAUAAUCGAACACUGGUGCUUCCAAUCAUUGUUUACUCGGUAAGCUGGCAUAACAAGAUAUUUUCGAACAUGUAGGGCGCAGUCUGCGGACGGCUGAAUUUGGGGAAAGGAACAGGAAUCUAGGAAAAAUAGGUAGCAAAACGUGAAUGGAAUCUUUUUACAUUACAAUUAUUAAACUUUUCUUUUCCACCUAGCUCUCAUUUCCAAGAAUUUUUCCCGCAGCUUGCGCCCUAGGCUGCUUCCAAAGCUACGAGAUUCCUCGGAAAAAAUACUGUCGGGAUACGAUUGAUGGCACGGAAUGACAUUAAAAUCAAUAUUGAGAUUAUUUUGUAUAAAAAAAUUGGCGACCUGCGCCCACACAAAUUUUUGAUUACUAACUUCUGGACCUGUUUACUCAUUUUUUCUGGCCUAUUGUUCUCCUUAAAGCAUGCGCAUAUGAUUAUAAAUUCUUUUCACCCAUUUCCGAGUCUGUCGGCUAUUGAGUCCACCUUGUUUUUAUCAAAAAAUUUUGAAAUUUUCUUUGAGACCCAUGUGUAGUAUGGGUAACGCAAAAGGCUUGUUUUUGGCAUUGAUAUCACCGUCUGUAAGAGUAGAAAUUUUAAUCGAAUUUAGAAGAGCUUGGAAGUAAUUUUCUGAUGGGGCAAGCUGCGCCCUAGCUUAAAUUCAAAACAAGCGAUUUUCGGAUUUUUUAAAUAUUAUUUUUGGUCAAGCUUUUGUAGAGGCACAUAAACAAGAUUUUAAAAAUAAAUAAAGAGACUAUAAGCCAUUGAAUAAAAGUUAUUUUACAUCAUAGUUUACCAUUUCUUAUAUUACCCUUCCAGAUGAUGCUGUCGGUCCUAUUUUCCUUCAAACUCUCCGAAAUUUGGCCAGUAACGUCCUCGAGGCCCCAACAACUCAACGGCUUUGCCGAAUUGGCCUGUGCCCCAUUCGGAUCGUGCUCCGGCUUCUUCGAUCCCUCCAUCCCAUUGGUCCGCACGCUGCGCCCUGGCUUCAGUCUGGUGGAGUUGAUCGGAUUCAGCCGAAAGACGGCUCUUCUGAUUGUCCUCGUCCAUCUGAAGAUUUUCGGCUUCAUUUUUAUGGCCCUCUCCGCGAUGGUUGUCCUGUUUUUGGUGGGCGAAGAGAAGUAUGGCUUCAGAAUUGCGCAGAAAAUGAGUCGCCGCCGCUACAAGGCCCUCCGAUUGGCCGCAUACACGAUGACGACGGUACCCUGGGUACUGUAUUUGUGCUCUCCGAUGCUGUUUAAUUGA
Bursaphelenchus xylophilus (pine wood nematode) is the source of this 2853-nucleotide messenger RNA. Lineage: Eukaryota; Metazoa; Nematoda; Chromadorea; Rhabditida; Aphelenchoididae. The record is from the annotation of a GenBank genome assembly.